ACCAUUAUGGCGGCCUUUAGAAAGUCACUCUUUCAGAUAAAUAAACAUUGAAAUUAACGGCAUUAUAGCGCUACAAUAAGAUGGCAUCUAAGGGCAAAAGAGAUCUUUACAAGCCAGCCCAAAAGUCUGUGCCUAAACGAAAUAGGAAACCUCUGGCUCAAGGAAGAUUAGUUACUGAACCAGUUUGUAAUAUUGUGAAGAAGACAUUAUCUGGUGCUCAAGUGAGUGAUGAUAUAGAAGAUCAUGAUACAGAUACUUUGUCAGUUACACCAAGCAAAUUGACACCUUCCUAUCAUGAUCAGGUAUCACCUCAACCUACAUCUUCAUUAGAUCUAUCUGAUAUUGACACAGAGGUUAUUGAUGAUAUCAAUAAGUCUGUAAUUGUAAUGGAUGCUACAGAAAAUCUAUUAAAUCCUGAGAAUUCAGCUGAAGUUAGUGUGAAUAUUGGAAUGAAAAAAUCCCCUGUUAGAGUUGUUUGUCAUCUUGAUACUGAUGCCUUGAGAGAGAGAAAUGAUAAUGUAGUGGUAGAAAAGAAGAGUCGAUCAGUAACUAAAGUCAAACAAUCAUCAACAUUACAAGCUAUUUCACCUCUACAUAAAGACCGUCCAAAAUCAGCUAGUAAAGGAAGAACACCAGUAAGAAAGAUAGCAGGUACCCCGUCUAAAAUAAAACCCAACUAUCCACAACCUAAUUUUAAUGACAGUGAUGAGAGUGGUUCUAUGAAGGGUGAUAUAGAAGAUGAUUUACAAUCUAUUAUUAGUGAAACUGAUACUGUUUGUUCUAUAGAUGAAUAUAUACCAGUUAUAAAAUCAAAGGCCUUACAGAAUCAAAAAACGUCCUCCAAGGGUCCAAAGAUGAAAAUGAAAACAGCUCCAACAAUUAUUCCUUCAAGAUAUUUACAAGUUUCUUCUAAAUCAUCUGCUUCUUUUAAUGAAAAGCCUACAUCAAGAGUAAAAAAAUCCAGUAAUAAAAGUUUACCAGUGACCAAAUCAGCGAGCAAUUCACGUACAACCCCAACAUUACCCCGAAAAAACCUAGCCUCUACUACAGUCAGUAAUAAUCAACAACAAACACGAGCUGUUACACCUAGUCAACUCUCAUCUCAGGCAGGCGGUGGCAAAACAUCCACACCAUGUCCAGACAAUCUACCCAAUCAGACACAAGAUAUUGAUGCCUCUGCUAUACAUGCUGAAAUCUCAGCAAUAUCUGCAGAUCUAAGCGCUAUGAACAGUACAAGGAAAGUUAAUAGUCCAUAUUUAAAUAGAAAACAGAGACCAAAUAAGAAGGAUAUAAAAUCUUCACAACAAAGAUUAGAAGUUUUAUAUUCAAGAUAUUUACAAUGGUUAUAUUUAGAUUCGAAAUCUAAGAUGGUUUUUAAAGAACAAGAAAAAACUGCCAUGAGUCAGUUGAAUGCAUUAUGGGAAGAAGUAGAAAGCUUACGUGAGAAAGAAUCUGCAUUAAGACUGGAUCUAGUCCGAUUACAACAUUUAAAUCAACUUGACGACCAACUAGAAAUACAGAAGAAUGGAUUAGGUCCAGUGAUGACUAAUCUACCAGUAAUAGAUAAAGACUAUAAUAAACUAGCUGAAAGUUUAGAUACAACACGACAUCAGAUAUCAACUAGAGGUAUUUAUAUACCAGAGGAUGAAGAUACAUUCCAAGCUGCUCUAGAAAGUUCAUUAAAAGAAAGUGAAUAUUUACUGGGAGAAAUAAGUUGUUUAGUAAGACAAGAGGUACCCAAAACAUCCCUAUUCUCUAAAUCCUUACAAACUACACAGAAACUGGUAGAUACAGAAUGUACAGAACUAAAAAAAUGUACAGAGUUAUUGUCAGCAAUUCAGAGUUUGACUGUUCAAGAAAGUUCACUGAAAAUACAAGCAAUACAAUCAAGUUAAUUCUAUUUAUAUACUGUUAAUAAAUUUUUACAGAAAU
Messenger RNA from Lottia gigantea (owl limpet), 1932 nucleotides. RefSeq lists its product as hypothetical. Bases 81 to 1895 code for a protein of 604 amino acids. The record is from RefSeq and is a predicted model, not a curated record. Gene Ontology annotation, cellular component: centrosome; nuclear microtubule; cytoplasm. NCBI's taxonomy places the organism in Eukaryota, Metazoa, Mollusca, Gastropoda, Lottiidae. Gene Ontology annotation, biological process: spindle assembly; centrosome cycle. Gene Ontology annotation, molecular function: microtubule binding. The transcript is spliced from 16 exons.